AUGAUUCGACCCCCGACUAGCAGGCUGGUCCUUGCAGCCCGCCUCCACCGGCAGCCUGCACAGACCCUCCUGCUAAACAGGCGCUUCCAUCCGUCCUCGACCAGAGGCGAUGUUCCUCAGUGGCCUCAGCCGAUUGUUCCUGAGCCUCCGGUUAUGCCAUCUGAUGAUCUGGACUCCAACUGCAAGCAUGACAAGGACGGCAAGAAGGGCGGCAAGGAUGAGAAGAAGCACGAUUCUUGGUAUCACGAAUGGGCUCACAGCCCGAGCUUCCAGGCGGCCCUCACUACGGUUGUCGGUCUCGGUGCCGUGUUUGCCGGUGGUAUUGGCUAUCUCCAGUGGUACAAGGCCCAUGUUCUCCGUCGUGAUCCUGCACUGGAGCUCACCUCUGCGAAGUCGCCACAGUCUAGCCACAUCGUUCGCCGCGAACAGAAGCUCAUCGAUUCCAUCUUCAGGGGCGAGAAGGAGGGAGCCCACCCCGAUCUGGAGGUCUUCCGUCUGCGUCUCGGCAAGGCGCUCGACUUUGACUUCUUCGAGGACUGGCAGGGAUCUCUGUUCUCGCGAGCUGACCCCCGGUCUGGAGGUCCUCAGCUGGAUGUUGAGCGUGCGAUGACUAAACUUGAGAAGGUGGCGAUCAAGUACACCAAGAAGCACGGCCGACCCCUCGUCAUGGCGUUUACCAGGUGUCUCGACAAGCUGAAGAAGAACGGUUCGCGCAUGAGGAUUCUCUCCGUUUACGACUUGUCGGCUACGGAGGCGAUCAAGGCUCUCCGCCAGCUGCGCGCCUUCUACCUCUCUCUUCGGAAUAACACGUCGGUCGACCAGGUCCAGAUUGAGGAUGACAACGUGCUUCGUCGUGUCUACGAAACCAUUGGUGGACGAACAAGCUACAUCACCCGUGUCGCGCGUGCCGGUGACAUGAUCAAGGAGGCGGAUGAGCUUGUUAAGAUGGAGAAGGGCUGGCUUCUGUCAAAGAUCGGUCUGAUUCCAGAGAUGGACGACGAUGUCAUGUGGUCGAGUUGCUCCUGGCUGCUUCUGCGGCAUAUGGCGCAGGAGGCUGCUCCCUUGAAGCACCUGAACCGCGAGAUUGAGAAGCUCGAGGAGGACCCGGAGAAGAACCUCGACCUGGAUGAGAUCCACCUGACCCCAGCCCCUGCCGACGACAGGGCUUCCACUGCUCAUGACUCGGACCGACCUGAGAUCUCGGAGGAGGAGCUGAACACGGACAUCGACCUGCCGCGUGUGACAUAUGACGAUGCGCGACGACUCAUGACGCGCACCGACUUCUUCGAGGGCUUGGACCACGACAAUGUUCACCACGAUGUGCGCCCCGACUCAAUGAUCAUCCUGCGUGCGGCGCAGGAGGUCGUGUCGCAGCCAGGCUUCGAUGAAAUGCUGGAUCAGACGCGCGAUCGCGUCGACGAGAUUGAAGGUGCGAGCCUGACAAGCCUCGACCGAGGCGACGAUGUUCAGGUGAUGGAGACAUGGGACCGGGAGCAUAACCGUCUUCUGUGA
Trichosporon asahii var. asahii CBS 2479 is the source of this 1512-nucleotide messenger RNA. RefSeq lists its product as uncharacterized. The transcript is spliced from 10 exons. The record is from RefSeq and is a predicted model, not a curated record. Bases 1 to 1512 code for a protein of 503 amino acids. Lineage: Eukaryota; Fungi; Basidiomycota; Tremellomycetes; Trichosporonales; Trichosporonaceae.